Messenger RNA from Rotaria socialis, 585 nucleotides. NCBI's taxonomy places the organism in Eukaryota, Metazoa, Rotifera, Eurotatoria, Philodinida, Philodinidae. The record is from the annotation of a GenBank genome assembly.
AUGAAUAAUUUUAACAUUUGUUACAAUGCAUUAUAUCGCGCAUUUGAUCAAGAAAAUGUGAUAAUACCACUUGCUCUAGUCGAAAUUCUGAAGCCUCAGAAUCCCGUGGAUUCAUCUAUCAUUCAUACGAAUACAAAUGAUGAUGAAGCUGAAUGCCGUACUACAACAAGUAGCGAAGAUUUUAUUGACGAUGAAUCCGACGGUUUAGAUAACAUCGAUUCGAGAAAUACAAAUCAGGGAAACCCCAAGAGCCGUACAAAUGACAAAUCUGCAGACAAUAACAAAAACGCAAAUUCACUCAAUUUACCGUUAUCAUCGUUAAAGCUAACAAACAAACCAAAUCCACUCGACUUGCCUCAUGAUCAAAAACAGCGACAAGAAAUUGAUUCCAAGCUAAAUCAACUCAUCUUUGGUAUUCGACAACAAAAAUUAAAAACAAAAAAGAAAGAAAUCUACGAGCUACCCCCAUUAAUCAAACAACUUAUUAGAUGUUUAUAUCCAUCAGACAUCGAUGACAACAACUGUUCACAAAAACCAGAUAUUGUAUUCACUCUUCGAACAUUCAUUGAACUGUUUCGCGUGUAA